UUUAAGUGAACGUCGCAAAUUUUUUUUCCUUUUCCUAUUUUCGAUUUUUUUUUUUUUUUUUUUGUGGUAGUGGGGAUACGGGGACCGGCCGCCGCUCGGGCGCCCCCGCCUCGCAGAAGACGCCCCCGCGCCCAUGGCCAGCGGCAGCCCCGCCAGGAUGUCCAGCGCCGCCGGGCAGCCGCCCUUCCUACAGCCGGCGUGCUUCUUCGCCGCCGCGGUGGCCGCCGCCGCCGCUGCCGCUCCUCCGGGGCCGCCACCGGGGGCGCCGCCGCCGCAGCUCAGCCCGGCGGGCGGACAGCCCUCCCCGGGCGGCAAGCCCUCGGCGCCGCGGGCGGCCAAGCGGCAGCGCUCGGCCUCGCCGGAGCUGAUGCGCUGCAAGAGGCGGCUCAACUUCAGCGGGUUCGGGUACAGCCUGCCGCAGCAGCAGCCCGCGGCCGUGGCGCGGCGCAACGAGCGGGAGCGCAACCGCGUGAAGCUGGUCAACCUGGGCUUCGCAACGCUGCGGGAGCACGUCCCGAACGGCGCUGCCAACAAGAAGAUGAGCAAGGUGGAGACGCUCCGCUCCGCCGUCGAGUACAUCCGCGCCCUGCAGCAGCUGCUCGACGAGCAUGACGCCGUCAGCGCCGCCUUCCAGGCCGGCGUCCUCUCGCCCACCAUCUCGCCCAGCUACUCCCACGACAUGAACUCCAUGGCGGGCUCUCCCGUCUCCUCCUACUCCUCCGACGAGGGCUCUUACGACCCGCUAAGCCCUGAGGAGCAGGAGCUACUCGACUUCACAAGCUGGUUUUGAGCGCCGGCCGCCCUGGCGGCAGGACAGUUACAAAAGGGAAAAAAAAAACAACAAA
Molecule: messenger RNA, 845 nt
Organism: Empidonax traillii (willow flycatcher)
Lineage: Eukaryota; Metazoa; Chordata; Aves; Passeriformes; Tyrannidae
Gene: ASCL1
Product: achaete-scute family bHLH transcription factor 1
Exons: 2
Coding region: 134-790 (218 amino acids)
Biological process (GO): regulation of neurogenesis; positive regulation of transcription by RNA polymerase II; neuron differentiation
Cellular component (GO): RNA polymerase II transcription regulator complex
Molecular function (GO): RNA polymerase II transcription regulatory region sequence-specific DNA binding; DNA-binding transcription factor activity, RNA polymerase II-specific; protein dimerization activity
Source: RefSeq, a predicted model, not a curated record